This is a messenger RNA of Candoia aspera, 789 nucleotides long. RefSeq names its product cornichon family AMPA receptor auxiliary protein 4 (gene CNIH4). Gene Ontology annotation, biological process: endoplasmic reticulum to Golgi vesicle-mediated transport. Lineage: Eukaryota; Metazoa; Chordata; Lepidosauria; Squamata; Candoiidae. Gene Ontology annotation, cellular component: COPII-coated ER to Golgi transport vesicle; endoplasmic reticulum membrane. The record is from RefSeq and is a predicted model, not a curated record. The transcript is spliced from 5 exons. Bases 195 to 614 code for a protein of 139 amino acids.
GCUGCCUAAGGAGGGACUUCAAUUCCCAGAGUGCAGUGCGAAGAAGUCGUUUCCAAAUAAAUGGAUAAUGGGCGAAUCAUAGGAACUGAAAGAAAGAGGCGGAACCUCUGCUACGGCAGCCGCGAAGAGACUAAAGAGGCGGGGCGGCGUACGGUGGCCGAGGGGACGAUAGAGGCAGCUGAAUCCGUAGCAGGAUGGAGUCGAUGGUGUUCAUUUUUUCGCUCAUUGAUUGCUGCGCCCUGAUUUUCCUCUCUGUUUACUUUAUAAUUACACUAUCAGAUUUGGAAUGUGACUACAUUAAUGCCAGAUCUUGCUGCUCAAAACUAAACAAAUGGGUGAUCCCUGAACUGAUUGGCCAUACCAUUGUCACUGUAUUAAUGCUUAUUUCACUGCACUGGUUCAUCUUCCUCCUCAAUUUACCUGUAGCAACUUGGAAUAUAUAUAGGUAUGUCAUGGUUCCCAGUGGAAAUAUGGGAGUAUUUGACCCUACAGAGAUCCACAAUAGAGGGCAGCUAAAAUCGCACAUGAAGGAGGCCAUGAUUAAGCUUGGUUUUCAUCUCCUGUGUUUCUUCAUGUACCUUUACAGUAUGAUCCUGGCUUUAAUAAAUGACUGAAAUUGAACUGGCAGUAUUAUGAUUGCCAAAUUCUGAUGUUACUCCAUCGAAAUAUUAUGAAGCCAUGAACAACUUUCAAGAAAAUCUAGACCAGUGUCAUGCAGUAUAUUUUUUCCUCCUUGAACAAAACAUAUUUUUGCUGUAUUUUUAACAUAAAAUAUUUUAGAAACUACAA